Molecule: messenger RNA, 1386 nt
Organism: Rangifer tarandus platyrhynchus (Svalbard reindeer)
Lineage: Eukaryota; Metazoa; Chordata; Mammalia; Artiodactyla; Cervidae
Source: the annotation of a GenBank genome assembly
AUGUCAGCCGACUGGUUCCGGCGCCGCUUCCUGCCGAGGGGCCCGCUCCCCGCGCCGCGGCCACCUAGGCCCCGCGCCAGCCCCGUGCCCUACCGGCGGCCCCGCUUCCUGCGCGGCUCGGGCUCCAGCUCCGGCCCCACCGACGCCUCGCGCCGCCCGGACGCCCGGCCCGUGCGCAGCCCGGUGCGGGGCCGCUCGCUGCCCUGGAACGCAGGCUACGCCGAAAUCAUCAACGCAGAGAAAUCUGAGUUCAAUGAGGAUCAGGCGGCCUGUGGGAAGCUGUGCAUCCGGAGAUGUGAGUUUGGGGUUGAAGAGGACCAGGAAUGGCUGACCUUGUGCUCAGAGGAGUUCCUGACAGGUCAUUACUGGGCACUGUUUGAUGGGCAUGGCGGUCCAGCUGCAGCUAUCCUGGCUGCCAACACUCUGCACUCCUGUCUGCGCCGGCAGCUGGAGGCUGUGGUAGAGGGCAUGGUGGCCACUCAGCCCCCCAUGCACCUCAGCGGCCGCUGCAUCUGCCCCAGUGACCCCCAGUUCGUGGAGGAAAAGGGCAUUAGAACCGAAGACUUGGUGAUCGGGGCUCUGGAGAGUGCCUUUCAGGAGUGUGAUGAGGUGAUCGGGCGAGAGCUGGAGGCCUCAGGCCAGGUGGGUGGGUGCACAGCCCUGGUGGCUAUGUCUCUGAAGGGAAAGCUGUAUGUGGCCAAUGCUGGGGACAGCAGGGCCAUCCUGGUGCGGAGGGAUGAGGUACGGCCCCUGAGCUCCGAGUUCACCCCAGAGACUGAGCGGCAGCGGAUUCAGCAGCUGGCCUUCAUCUACCCUGAGCUUCUGGCUGGUGAGUUCACCCGACUGGAGUUCCCUCGGCGACUGAAGGGGGAUGACCUGGGGCAGAAGGUCUUGUUCAGGGAUCACCACAUGAGCGGCUGGAGCUACAAGUGUGUGGAGAAGUCGGAUCUCAAGUACCCACUGAUUCAUGGACAGGGUAGGCAGGCUCGGCUACUGGGAACUCUGGCUGUCUCCCGGGGUCUAGGAGACCAUCAACUCAGAGUCCUGGACACAAAUAUUCAGCUCAAGCCCUUCUUGCUAUCUGUCCCACAGGUGACUGUGCUCAAUAUGGACCAGCUGGAGCCCCAGGAGGAGGAUGUGGUUGUCAUGGCAACUGAUGGGCUCUGGGAUGUCCUGUCCAAUGAGCAAGUGGCACGGCUGGUUCGGCACUUCCUCCCUGGCAACCGAGAGGACCCACACAGGUUCUCGGAGCUGGCCAAGAUGCUGAUACGCAGCACACAGGGGAUGGAUGACAGUCCCAUACAGGAAGGGCAGGUGUCCUACGACGACGUCUCUGUGUUCGUGAUUCCCUUGCACCACCAGGGCCAGGGGCACAGUAGCCACUGA